Messenger RNA from Plasmodium malariae, 534 nucleotides. Its product is annotated as ubiquitin-like protein, putative. The coding region runs from base 1 to 534 and encodes 177 amino acids. Gene Ontology annotation, molecular function: protein binding. Lineage: Eukaryota; Apicomplexa; Aconoidasida; Haemosporida; Plasmodiidae. The transcript has 2 exons. The record is from RefSeq and is a predicted model, not a curated record.
AUGGAGGAGUUGUCAGAAAUGUACAAGUAUAAGAACAAUUACGAAACCAAAUCAAUUUAUAUAAAGGGCUUUGGAAAUUUUUUGAAAAAAGUUGAAUAUGAAGAGGAUGAUGUUAUUAGGGAAGUGUUGAAGAGAAACGGGAUGUUAUGUGAAAAUAAUCGUCUUCUAUAUCAAAUUAGAAGUCAAUUAAUAGACCUAGACAAAACCUUCGAACAUUAUAAAAUAAAUUCAGAUGAAAUGAUUUACAUUUUACCUGAGCCUGCUCCCCUCCCCUACUUGAUUUACUUGUUUCAUCAAAAAUCUGGAAGAGUUCACUGCAUUGAGCUAAACCAUCAAGACUCAGUAGACCUGCUUCAUAAACAAGUGGAGAAGCAUUUAAAAAUAAAAGAAGAAGAUCAAAUAUUAAUAUACAGUGGACGAUGUUUAAACAAUACAAAAACAUUAAAAGAAGAGGAAAUAACUCGAGAAAGCUUAGUUACUAUCCUUGAUAAAAAUGAUAUACCAGAAAUAGAGCAUGGGAGUGUCGACAUGUAA